This is a messenger RNA of Rubroshorea leprosula, 840 nucleotides long. The record is from the annotation of a GenBank genome assembly. Lineage: Eukaryota; Viridiplantae; Streptophyta; Magnoliopsida; Malvales; Dipterocarpaceae.
GAAACCAAUCAACUACUACGUCCUCCCCAUUGAUCUAGAACACGAGCUCACAAAAAAACGAAAGACAUGAGAACAAACAGAGAAGAGGAAAGCGAGACUGACCAGAGCAACAAAGGAGACAAGGGCAUAAGCAGCACAGACAAGGGCAUAAGCAGCACAGACAACGUAGAAGAUACCAUCCUGCCACUAAGUAGAGUCGUUGAUCUCAUCCCACCAAGAGGAAACGAGAAGCUCUUGGGUUCCUUGCGAAUCCACGCUAGGUUUGUCGCGAUGAACCCUGCUCGUGGGUUCGCGAUGAACCCUGCUCGUGGGUUCGCGACGAACCUAGGAGUUGGGUUCGCGAUGAAUCCAGGCUCGUGGAUUCGUCGUGAACCCAGCUUAUGGGUUCGCGGUGAACCCAGCUUAUGGGUUCGCGGUGAACCCAGCUUAUGGGUUCGCGGUGAACCCAGCUUAUGGGUUCGCGAUGAACCCAGGCUCGUGGGUUCGCCUAAAGGUGAUGAGAGUAAUGAUUGGCAAAGAUGGUGGGAAGAUGGAAAUUCGAGGGGGGUUGGAGAGAAGCUAGGAGAAGAAUUUUUUCUUUUUUUGGUUGCUUGGGGAUUGAUGAGGGUGAUGGUGAUAAGAGUGAUGAUCGAUGAUGAUGGAAUGAUGAAGAUCGGAGUCUAAGGGGGGGGGGCUUGCGGCUAGUUUUUUUUGCCGAAUCCUUUGUGAGGAACCCAGUUUGUACCUUUCUUUCGCCUUUCUUUUCUGUGAUUGUUUCUGGUUAUGAUAGAAUAAUAAGAUGACAAUUUGAUUCUUUGAUUGGUUCUCAACUUUUCUUGCAAAUGAAUUAAAAGAUUGUUC